AUGCUUGACAGCGUCGCCAGCAGCCCCGCCCUGCUUGACAGCGCCGCCAGCAGCCCCGCCCUGCUUGACUGCGUCGCCAGCAGCCCCGCCCUGCUUGACUGCGUCUCCAGCAGCCCCGCCCAGCUUGACUGCGUCGCCAGCAGCCCCGCCCUGCUUGACAGCACCGCCAGCAGCCCCGCCCUGCUUGACUGCGUCGCCAGCAGCCCCGCCCUGCUUGACUGCGUCGCCAGCAGCCCCGCCCUGCUUGACAGCGUCGCCAGCAGCCCCGCCCUGCUUGACUGCGUCGCCAGCAGCCCCGCCAUGCUUGACUGCGUCGCCAGCAGCCCCGCCAUGCUUGACUGCGUCGCCAGCAGCCCCGCCAUGCUUGACUGCGUCGCCAGCAGCCCCGCCAUGCUUGACUGCGUCGCCAGCAGCCCCGCCAUGCUUGACUGCGUCGCCAGCAGCCCCGCCAUGCUUGACUGCGUCGCCAGCAGCCCCGCCAUGCUUGACUGCGUCGCCAGCAGCCCCGCCAUGCUUGACUGCGUCGCCAGCAGCCCCGCCAUGCUUGACUGCGUCGCCAGCAGCCCCGCCAUGCUUGACUGCGUCGCCAGCAGCCCCGCCAUGCUUGACUGCGUCGCCAGCAGCCCCGCCCUGCUUGACUGCGUGCUUGACUGCGUCGCCAGCAGCCCCGCCAUGCUUGACUGCGUCGCCAGCAGCCCCGCCAUGCUUGACUGCGUCGCCAGCAGCCCCGCAGUGUUUGACAGCACCGCCAGCAGCCCCGCAGUGUUUGACAGCACCGCCAUGCUUGACUGCGUCGCCAGCAGCCCCGCCCUGCUUGACAACGCCGCCAGCAGCCCCGCCCUGCUUGACAACGCCGCCAGCAGCCCCGCCCUGCUUGACUGCGUCGCCAGCAACCCCGCCAUGCUUGACUGCGUCGCCAGCAGCCCCGCCAUGCUUGACUGCGUCGCCAGCAGCCCCGCCAUGCUUGACUGCGUCGCCAGCAGCCCCGCCAUGCUUGACUGCGUCGCCAGCAGCCCCGCCCUGCUUGACUGCGUCGCCAGCAGCCCCCCAGUGCUUGACAGCGUUGCCAGCAGCCCUGUCCUACUUGACAGCGUCACCAGCAGCCCCGCCCCAGCUUGA
Procambarus clarkii (red swamp crayfish) is the source of this 1119-nucleotide messenger RNA. RefSeq names its product serine-rich adhesin for platelets-like. Lineage: Eukaryota; Metazoa; Arthropoda; Malacostraca; Decapoda; Cambaridae. The record is from RefSeq and is a predicted model, not a curated record.